This is a messenger RNA of Mercenaria mercenaria, 4989 nucleotides long. RefSeq lists its product as uncharacterized. Gene Ontology annotation, molecular function: RNA polymerase II cis-regulatory region sequence-specific DNA binding; DNA-binding transcription factor activity, RNA polymerase II-specific. The transcript is spliced from 6 exons. NCBI's taxonomy places the organism in Eukaryota, Metazoa, Mollusca, Bivalvia, Venerida, Veneridae. Gene Ontology annotation, biological process: regulation of transcription by RNA polymerase II. Bases 128 to 3526 code for a protein of 1132 amino acids. The record is from RefSeq and is a predicted model, not a curated record.
CGCGACAUAGUUUCCGUGUUUCUCCUCUUUCUAUCUGGAAGAAGAACGAAAAUAAACACAGAAUUAUGCCAAGAACGCAAUUAUCGUUUAGCUGAUUGUUGCCAUAUGAAUAGCAGAGUAUGUCAAAAUGAAUGAAGAUAAUAAAGCAAGAACUCAAUACAGAGGUCAGUUGUCUGCCCUUGAUGACACAGAUGAGUUCAACUGUUCCUCUGGCAACAUUUUGGAAAACUUUCCUUAUCUCAGGAAUGACGGCCUUGGACAAAUGCAAGUGCAUCAAUCGACAGGGCAAAAUACACAGAGUACUAUUAAAGCAGAGUUGCCAAGUUUCAAAUCAUUUAUCAAAAAGGAAGAUGAUUCAAAUAAAUUUAUAAUUGCUGGUUCUACAACCUAUUCUGAUUUUUCACACAGUUUCACUACAGUUUUCACAACACCAGUUGGAGCUGCACCUAUUGAAAUAAAUACUACCAACCAGACAUGUGUACCAGUCUUGGAAAAGUCACUCCUUUUAGAACAAUUAAACAUAAGUCGUCUUACAAAUGUAGAGACUGCAGGUCAGAGGUCAUAUCCAAAGACCUUGAGCCAUCACAUGACUGAAUCUGUUGGUGAGACCUCAAACUAUAGCACACAGUUCAGCAGUUCAGAGCAGCAGGCUAGUUCUGGAACCCUUGAGCAGAAUGUUGUGUCUAAUAUAACCUUAAAUUCCACAGCUAAUGAACAGUCAAACACAAGAGAUAGUAAAGAUUUUAUAUCCAUAAUUUCCACAAAUGGUCAAUCAGACACAACUGAUAAAAAGGAUGAUCUUAACGUUAACUUGAACAAAGUAGAGAGUUCUUUAGCUGAUGAACAAACUACAAGAACAAUAUCUGCAGGACCUAAGAUCCAGUUUUUAUUGAAAGGCAAAUUAGGACAUGAUAUAGAUGCAAUUGUGAAGUCAGUUAGACAGAUCAUGAUAGAACCAGUUGAUGUUGAAGAGAGAUUGAUAGAAGACUUUGUAUAUAAUUAUCCGAAAGAAAUCAAGACCGAACCAGUGGAUGAACCUGCUAUGUCUGCAUCAGCCUCACAAAGCAUGUAUGUUUCACCUACAUCCUCUGUAUCCAUAUCCACAUCAGGUCAGUUUACUCAGCCAAGCUGGUCAGGUUUUCAAAAGGACACACUGUUAUCUGAAUCGUCAGUGAAGGAGGUUUGUGCUUAUAGUACAAACACUGUAACAAAAUCUCUGGCCUAUGUUGAUAGUGAAACCACCACGGUUAGUAGUGAAGUUGUUAUAAAACCUGUAGUCAGAUAUACUGAGCCGAGUAUUGCUGAAAUACGAGCCAGUGUUCUAGGCUCUUCUGAACGUACAAGAAACAUUCGUGGGCUUGAUGCUGGUUCUGAAAAUGGUGAAAAAGAUGUUGAAGAGGAUAUUGCAGACAGAAAUGAGGACAGCUUGACAAGUGAUGAAAUUUUUGAAUCGGAAAUUAUUCAGAAAAAGUCAGAUGAAAACCAGUAUGGUGCAAUGCUUAGAAAAUUCACAAGUAUGAAAAAAACAAAUGAAACAAUUGAAAAUACUCCAACUGCAAAGAAAGGUGGUCGGAGUGAUCCUUCAAAUCCAUUUGCUCUAACAUCUCCAAGUUUCAAUGAUUCAACAGCAAAAGCGUUAAUGACAACAACACAGACUUCAACAGCCACCGUUAUUAUGAUCUCAAUAAUGAGUAUAGGGAGCCGAGCAAAACUUAUUCCAAAAAUAGUAAAUUCCAAAGCAGCAGAGGGUGGACUUAUUUCUAUCAUAAAUCCAGUUGAACCACCUGGAAACAAGUCUACACAGGUAAAUAAUGAAGAUCAAAUUUCAUCCGAAAGAACAUCAAUCAUGUCUAAACUUAGAAGGGAGAAGUGGCAUUCCAGCGAGGACAGUGCCACAGCAAAUACCAAUAUCGACAGACUUGACAUAAAUAUUAAAAUUGACGAUAAUCAGUAUAUUGGUCAUGGGGAGAAUAAACGAUGGCUGUGCAAAAUAUGCCCAAAGUCAUACACAACAAAGCAUAACUUAGUCGCCCAUAUUCUAGAUCAUGGUGAUAUAAAGCCUCAUUUGUGUCUUGUUUGUGAGAAAUACUUCAAACAGCUGAGUCACCUAAACACACAUAUGUUGACACAUGACAAUGUAAAACCUUAUGUUUGUACUCUGUGUGAUAAAGGGUUUACACAAAUCAGUCACUUGAAGAGACAUGAGACUGUGCAUAUGGGCAGCAAACCAUACAUUUGUGACAUCUGUAAUCGAGGUUUUGCCUUCCCCAGUGAACUACGACUACAUAAGGACAAGCACAUGUCUGGAUCUGAGAAGUGCACAGACUGUGAUAAGGAAUUUGACACAUGGAAUGAAUUGCAGGAGCACAUGGUCGCAUUUAGUCAUUGCGGUGAUUUGCAGUGUAAACAUUGUGAUCGUAUUUUUCGGUUCCCAAGUCAGCUGAGAGAUCACAUGAUGUCACAUGCUGGUUCAAGGCCUUACAUCUGUACAGAAUGUGGAAUGGAUUUUAUGAAGGAGCAUCAUCUGAAGUCGCACCAAUUUACUCAUACGGGUCUUCGUCCAUAUGUUUGUCCUGACUGUGGCAGAUCGUUUAACCAGAAAGCAAACAUGCAGCGUCAUAUGUUGAUCCAUAAUGCCCAGAGAGCGUACAGAUGUGAAGUGUGCGGUAAAACCUUCACACAGCCGCAGACUCUCAAGGCUCAUAUGGUGGUUCAUUCAGAUACUAAACCAUAUAAAUGUAACAUAUGUGGGAAGCAGUUUGGCCGGCAGCAUAAUCUACAAGGCCAUAUGCACAUACACAGUGACAGUAAACCAUAUUCCUGCUCUAUCUGUCAGUCCUCCUUUACACUCAAAGGUAACUUGAACCGUCAUAAAAAGGUAAAACAUGGUCUUGAUGAAUCUACUGAGGUUAUGGAAGAAGAUGCUGUUAACUUUCUCAGUACAAUCUCUGACCGUGCACGGGAAAGCUACAGUAACUAUGUACCAAGUGACAAUGAGAUUGACCCAGAUUCCAGAGAUGGUCUGCCUUCCCCGGAGUCGAGGUCAAGUAAAAAGGGUAGAAAGUCUGUGCCAAGAAAACACGUCAGUAGACAGUUGUAUGAUGAUGAUGAUGGAGAUAUGGGUAGUGAUUUUGAAACAGAAAGGACAAUUACAUACAGCGACGAGGAAAGAGAAAAUGAGAGAACCAGUGGAAUUACUUCAAAAUAUUUUGAAUCAUCAGAAACAGGUAGUGCGAGUUCUAGACGAAAACGAAAAAGAGGUGCGGUCUAUCAUGUAGAGUAUGAUGAUGAAAGUGAUGGACAUAAUGAUAGUGAUGUAAAAGAAAUCCAAGAUAAUCAAAGUUUUGAAACCAAUGAUACAACAUUAAACGCUACAAGUGAAACACGGUCAACAAGAAAACGAAAGAAAAAAGAUUUUGGGGAGGAUUUCACAGAGACGGGACUUGAGAUGGAAACAUCAGCUAGGUCUCAAAAGAAAAAAAGUGCUAAACUUGAUAAUAUAAUAGCUUCAAAAUUCAGUGCAUAAAGUUAAAAAUGUGGGCAUAUGAUAAAAUAUUACAUACCACUUGUGUUUUUCAACAAAAUAUAUAUUUGCCCCCCAAAAAAUCUACAGUUGUUAUACCAUAUAACCACAAUGUUAUGUGAAAAUUUGUUAGCAAAAACAACAGUGUGGCAAUAUCAUUUUUAGCACGACUAUAUAAAGUAUAUGGAGAGCUAUCCUAAUCACCCUGGUGUUGGCGUCUUUAUUUUUUACACUUUCUCUUUCUCCUUAUCUUUGUAAUAAUUAUUACUUGAUGGAUUUGAACUUAAAAGAGUUAUUCCUCAUCGUCACCCACAUCAUAUGGCCAUAACUCUCUCACCAAUAUUUCAUGAAUUAUCCCCCCUUUUUACUUAGAAUUUCAGGUUAAAGUUUUGUUGCACUUUCUUACUAUCUCAAUUAUUCCUAGAUGGAUUUGAUUCAAACUGAAAGUAGUUGUUCCACACCAUCUCCCACAUCAUAUGACACAAGGCCUGUAAUACUGGUACCAAUAUUUAGUUAAUUAUUCCCCCUUUUACUUAGAAUUUCAGGUUUAAGUUUUGGUACACUUUCGCUCUAUCUUAAGUUAUUACUUAAUGGAUUUGAUUCAAACUUAAAAUAGUUGUUACACCUUAUCAUCCACAUCAUAUGACACAAGGUGCAUAACUCUGGCACCAAUUUUUCAUGAAUUAUGCCCCCUUUUACUUAGAAUUUAAGGUUAAUUUUGAUGCAGUUUCACUAUAUCUAAGUUAUUACGAAAUGCAUUUGAUUCAUACAGUAGUUGUUCCACAUCAUCACCAACAUCAUAAUUUUUAUGAUACCAGGUGCAUAAUUCUUGCACCAAUAUUGUAUGAAUUAUGCCCCCUUUUUGCUUAAAAUUAUACUUAUAUUGUGUUUUGAUACAAUUUAUCUUUACCUCUCUUAUUACUUAAUAUUUUUGACACAGACUAAAGCUAUUGUGCAAUAUCUCCAUCCACCAUUCGAGUCAUCAAACACUCCAGUGACAGCUCCAGUUUCCUCGCUGUGCCCAGUUUCACUAUCAAGCAUCGAAAUAGUUGAGUGCACUGUCUACUGUAACAGCUCUUGUUUUUAGUCCUAUCACAUGCAGUACUUUUGACCAGUCAAAUGAGUGAGUUUCAGCCCAGUACACAGCUUAAGCAAUUACUGUCUCUUGCAAAAAGAAGAGCAAAAUUCAUGUGAUGAUUCGCUUUUUGUGACAUUUACUUUUUCUUUUCUGCCAGAUGAGAUUUAUAAUUUUGAAAGUGUAUUUUUUAAAUGUCUGACUAUUUUAUCAAAAACAUUAUCUACCAAAAGUUAUUCUGACCUGUUGUUUUCAGUGCAAUUCUUAAGCUUUCAUAAGGCACCUACUUAUAAACUUUGAUUUUGUUACAUUUAUUUUUAUCUCUUAUCUUACCUAUAACUACAGUAUUAUUAAUGUAUUUUUUGCAACUUUGAUAUAAAUGUAGAUGACA